AGACAAAAUGUUGCUAUAUAAAAAUAAAAUAUCAUUUUGCGUUGGACAUAUUUCUCUUCUCAUCAUCAGCGUUAGUGUAGUUGAUGGCUGGCAUCAACGUAGAUAUGGAGCAUGUGAUAGUUGAAUCUCAAGAAAUGGAGAAAGAAGAAGAAGAAGUAAAGCCUCAAAAGACAAAGCGAGUUGCUUCCCUUGAUAUUUUCAGAGGCCUCACUGUUGCACUGAUGGUCUUGGUUGAUGAUGCGGGAGGAGAAUGGCCUAUGAUCGGGCAUGCACCAUGGAACGGUUGCAAUCUUGCAGAUUUUGUGAUGCCAUUCUUUCUGUUUAUUGUGGGAAUGGCCAUAGCACUUGCUCUGAAGAGAAUACCAGAAAAGCUAGUGGCCAUCAGAAAGGUGAUUCUAAGGACACUCAAACUUCUAUUUUGGGGCCUCCUUUUACAAGGGGGCUAUUUCCAUGAUCUUGACAAGCUAAAAUAUGGUGUUGACAUGAAUAGGAUAAGGUUGUGUGGCAUCCUCCAGAGAAUUGCUCUCGCUUACUUGGUAGUGGCAGUAAUAGAAAUAACAACAAGACAAGCCCAAUCCAAAGAACUACCAACGGGAUGGUUCUCCAUUUUUAAGUUAUACAGCUGGCAAUGGGUUAUUGGAGCAUGUGUUUUAGUAGUUUACUUGGCCACAUUAUAUGGAACAUACGUUCCUGACUGGAAUUUUGUUGUCCAGAACCCGGACAGUGUUGAUUUUGGGAAGACUUUAACCGUAACUUGCAAUGUGAGAGGAAAUCUUGAUCCUCCUUGCAAUGCAGUGGGUUAUAUUGACAGAUGGAUACUUGGAAUCAAUCACAUGUAUCCACGUCCGGCUUGGAAGAGAUCCAAGGCAUGCACUAAAAAUUCUCCAUAUGAGGGACCUUUCAAGGAUGAUGCUCCAUCAUGGUGUUGGGCACCUUUUGAACCUGAAGGAAUUCUGAGCUCAAUUUCUGCUAUUCUCUCUACGGUCCUUGGAGUUCAAUUUGGACAUGUCCUUAUCCAUAUGAAGGAUCACUCGUCCAGACUUUUGCAUUGGAUUUGCAUGGGCAUAGCUCUUUUAGUUUUAGGAAUUAUUCUCCACUUCACAGAUGCUAUUCCUUUAAAUAAGCAAUUAUACACCUUCAGCUAUGUCUGUGUAACCUCAGGAGCAGCCGCGUUAGUGUUCUCUGGUUUCUACAUUCUGGUUGACAUUUUGAACUUGAAGUACCUAUUUCUACCACUAGAAUGGAUUGGUAUGAAUGCCAUGCUUGUUUAUGUAAUGGCUGCCUCAGGAAUAUUUGCAGGUUUUAUCAACGGCUGGUAUUAUGAGGACCCUCAUAACACACUGAUAUAUUGGAUAAAGAAGCACAUUUUCAUUGGAGUGUGGCAUUCAACAAGAGUGGGAACUCUCCUUUAUGUCAUCUUUGCUGAGAUAUUGUUUUGGGCUAUUGUUGCUGGCCUACUUCAUCGAUUAGGCAUAUAUUGGAAGCUUUAGUUGUGACGAAAUUUGCAUCUUUUGCUUGCUUAUUACUAUACAUUGUACUUGAAACUAGAAAGAGCUUCAUCUAGUCAUGGACCAAAUGAACAAUACAGAUAUCAUUGGUUUUUCUUGCUUGUAGUUGUAAGAAAGCUAUUUCUUCAUAGUGGAAUCAUCAUAUUAAAUCUUCAAUUUUA
This is a messenger RNA of Solanum pennellii, 1669 nucleotides long. Its product is annotated as heparan-alpha-glucosaminide N-acetyltransferase. The record is from RefSeq and is a predicted model, not a curated record. NCBI's taxonomy places the organism in Eukaryota, Viridiplantae, Streptophyta, Magnoliopsida, Solanales, Solanaceae. The transcript is spliced from 13 exons. The coding region runs from base 84 to 1490 and encodes 468 amino acids.